Molecule: messenger RNA, 2032 nt
Organism: Purpureocillium takamizusanense
Lineage: Eukaryota; Fungi; Ascomycota; Sordariomycetes; Hypocreales; Ophiocordycipitaceae
Exons: 3
Coding region: 158-1909 (583 amino acids)
Cellular component (GO): cytoplasm
Source: RefSeq, a predicted model, not a curated record
AAACGAACCCUUGAGCCCGGGUGCCGACACGGUUACACAGACAGUACCUGAUAACCGGGGGCCGGAGCGGCGGACGGACGGACAGUCGCCAUGCAGAGUCGACUGCGCUGGCCGCGUCGUCGCUGACUGGCCGCCGAGGCCGGCGCUGACGACCUUUAUGGAUCCGGCCCCCCGGGGGAGAGGGGCCAUAGAUGAUCGGGCUUUAUCGGCCGAUAGCCAGGGUUCCCCGGCGGGGGCGCGCGCGCACACCACGGCUAUCGUUGAGGUGACUUUCAGCAGCUCGUCCAAGUCAGGGACGCCUCCUACAUCACGAGAAAACAUCGUCGACCCAGCUCUGCUUUGCUUUGCUUCUACAUCUGCAACACUGCUCUUGCUGCCCGGGGAGCUGAACCAGAGACGAGCCAUUGGACUGAAUCGACAUUACGGACUGAUUCUCUCUUCAUCGACGACGAUACGACGAAGACGACGACAUCGGCCGCUUGCCCCCCCGCAGGCGACCCCGCGCAACAUCAUGACCUUUACCGUCCUCACAGACGAGCAGGUCAACGCCGUCCUCGAGGGCCUCGACCUCAACGAGCUCGACGAGUUCCGCCAUGUCCUGGCCUCGGCACUCCACGAGUUCUCGACCAACACGCAGGCCGACGACGAUGGCGUCUACCAGCAGCCGCACCGCGUCACGACAUACCACCCGGGCACGCGGGCCACGACGCUCUACAUGCCGUCGUGCGGGCCCGAAGGCAUGGGCUGCAAGGUCGUGUCGCUGACCUCGUCGGCCGCCACCCGCGACCCCUCGGUCAAGCCCAUCAGCCCGACAGGCGUCGUCAACCUCUUCUCGCCCGACGGCAAGCCCCUCGGCCUCGUCCACGCCAGCACGCUCACGGCCUUCCGCACCGCCCUCAGCUCGGCCUGCCUGCUCACCCGCCGCAACCACGUCAAGACCAUCACCGUCUUCGGCAGCGGCAACCAGGCCUACUGGCACGUCCGCCUCGCCCUCAUGAUGCGCGGCAGCACCAUCAAGCACGUCAACGUCAUCAACCGCCGCUUCUCCGAGAGCGCCGCCGCCAUCCUCAAGCGUUUCACCGUCAUCCCCCAGGCCGUCAAGGAGCGCGAGGGCUGGUCCCACACCAAGUUCGGCAUCCUCACUCCCACCUUCCACGAGUACCAGCGCCUGCUCUGGGAGCAGGUCCGGAGCUCCGACGUCAUCUACUGCUGCACGCCCUCGCGCGAGGACCUCUUCGACGCCUCCAUCCUCACCUCCCGCGAGGCCCGCAUGAAGGGCCGCCUCAUCGUCGCCGUCGGCAGCUACACCCCGGAGAUGAGGGAGCUGCCCGAGGCUCUGCUCCUCCAGGCCACCAAGCACCACGACAAGCACGCGCGCCACUUCCACAAGCACGCCGAGGAGGCGGGCGUCAUCGUCGUCGACACGCUCGAGGGCGUCCUCAAGGAGGCGGGCGAGAUCAUCUCAGCCAAGAUUGGCCCGCACCAGCUGGUCGAACUCGGCGAGCUCGUCAUGCUGCACCGUCUCGCCGUCGAAGAGUCCGGGUCCGACACGACGGGUUCGCAGACGCCCGUCUCGGUCGCCGACGCCGAUUCGGUAGACAUUGGCGAAAGGACGCCGUCCAUGUCCACGGUGUACAGCAGCUCGUCGCGGCGGGGCGAGAGCCCUUCAGGGUCUCGGUCCCCGGGGCAUUCGCGCAAGCCGAGCUUCCCCCUGCCGUUCCGAUCGCAUUCAAACAGCUCGUCCGACACGACGGAGAAGAAGAAGGAGGACUCGCUGUCCCGCUGGCUGCGAGACGGGACCGUGGUGUACAAGAGCGUGGGCCUGGGGCUCAUGGACCUGGUCGUGGGCAUGCACCUCGUCCAGGUCGCACGCGAGAAGAAGGUGGGCACGCAUGUGGAGGGCUUUUAAUCACGGCGUCGAUGUCACAAUUGGAUAAUGCUUAGGAUACAAUACUAAUCAAAUCAGCUGGUCGUAUUGGUAUCAAUUCAUGACCGGCCGGCGACGUUGGGCCGGCAUUAUGCCACAAAGGAA